Messenger RNA from Penicillium cataractarum, 1200 nucleotides. Its product is annotated as NAD(P)/FAD-dependent oxidoreductase. Gene Ontology annotation, cellular component: cytoplasm. Bases 1 to 1200 code for a protein of 399 amino acids. The record is from RefSeq and is a predicted model, not a curated record. The transcript has 6 exons. Gene Ontology annotation, molecular function: flavin adenine dinucleotide binding; electron-transferring-flavoprotein dehydrogenase activity. Lineage: Eukaryota; Fungi; Ascomycota; Eurotiomycetes; Eurotiales; Aspergillaceae.
AUGGCCGGUACUUCGCUUCGCAAUAUCAUCGUCGUUGGAGGCUCCUUCGUGGGGCGGUCAACAGCUCAAGAGCUUGCAAAGAUCAUUCCACCAACUCACAGGAUCCUCCUGACAGAGCCUCAUAGCCAUUUCCACCAUCUUUUCACAUUCCCUCGUUUUGCCGUCGUUCCUGGCCAAGAACACAAAGCAUUCAUUCCAUACAACGGACUCUUCGCAAACGCAACGAACCCAGCUGAUCAUGCCGUGGUCCAAGCGCGUGUCACAUCCAUCCGACCAGAGCACAUAGAGCUUGAUCGCGAGUGGCAAGGCUCGAGCCAGAUCCCAUUCGACUAUGUCGUAGUUGCGACAGGGACGCAGCUCUCAAAGCCCGCUGCCAUGGAACAUGAUGACAAGCUGUCAUCCGUCGAGUACCUGCAAAAGCACCAAGCUGAUGUCAAGCGGUCAAAAUCCAUUUUGAUUGUUGGAGGUGGUGCAGUUGGUGUACAAAUGGCCACUGACCUCAAAGAGUAUUAUCCGGACAAGGAGGUGACGGUUAUUCAGUCACGGCCUCGGGUCAUGCCGAGCUUCCACCCUCGACUGCAUGAGAUCAUUCAGAAGCGCUUUGACGAAUUGGGAAUUCGACUCAUCACUGGAUCUCGUGUGAAGAUUCCUGAUGGGGGCUUCCCCAAUGAUGGAAGCACUUUCGACGUGCAGCUGACGAACGGCACGACGGAAUCUACCGAGUUUGUCAUUUUGGCGACUGGGCAAACCCCCAACAACAAAUUGGUCGCGGAUUUGGAACCUUCCACACCCGAGGGUCUCUCCGUAGUCAACCAAGAUAAUGGAUUCAUUCGAGUUCGACCGACGAUGCAGUUCCUCGAUGAGAAGUACUCGAACAUGUUCGCUGUUGGAGAUAUUGCCGAUACGGGGGCACAGAAAGCAGCGCGACCUGGCGCAGCCCAAGCUGCUGUGGUUGCAAAAAAUAUCCAAGCCUUGAUCGAGGGGAAGAAUCCAGAAGAGAAGUUUGUCAAGGGACCUGGAGCUAUCCACAUUACCCUAGGCAUGAAAUACAACAUGAUAUUCCGUAACCCGAAUACUGCAGAGGGUCAAACCGAGCCUUGGAUCAAUGAGAAGAACGAUGGUCAAGAGGACAUGAAUGUAGAGGGCAUGUGGCAACGGAUGGGGAUUUCGGUUGACAACCCGCGUCAAUAUCACCUCUAA